UGGAAUUAGCUUUUUCUCGCGCGCACACGAACGUCUGAACUAGAACAGUGCUCGUUGGUGCUCCGCGGAAGAAAAGAACAUCUUUCUGAGUGAGUUUUGUCGAUAGAUCCAUGAGAAAGAAAAGGAUUUCUGGAGUUUUCUAAGUUUAAGGAUUUCCUUGGUCAGGUUUUUGUUUUUGGUGUGGAUUGUCCUGGCCUUCGAUUGACUCUGAGGAGGUUUGGACUGGCGAACCAUUGAGUCUGUUCUUGGAUUUUUCUGUGAAAUAAAAGACCAGUUUGUGAACUCUGCGAAUGGUAGGAAAUGGAAUGGCGUUUACUUUUCUACUCGGAUGGAGGUAAUUUUUUCCCCCCUUGUUCACACAAAGAAACAUUCACAUUUUUCCUACAGAUACUUCAACUGUUUUUGAAGGACUGAAAAGAACUGAAGGGUACAAAUAGUUAUAAAAGAAAAUAAGUAGUCAAAUUCAGAUGUAUUCAUUUUCUUUUAUUUUUUUUGUAUACUGACUAUUGUGUGUGUUAAAGAAAACUUACCUUGCUGGAGGAAGAAAAAAGGUUUUGAAAUCUAAAACAGAGGGAUAAUAAGAACAUUUUUGGUUAACAUUGUUGUUGUUUUUUUUUUUUUUUCUCUUCCCCCAUUGUCUUGUAUUAAUUCUUAAAUCUUACCAGUUUUUUUUUUUUGUAAAAUAUAAACUGUUAGUGAACCCAAAUCUUCAGAGUCUGGUGUGGUCGCUGUUGUGGCAUCUUUCUCAGCAGUGAGCAUAUUCUGAGACGCUGGUCCAUUGGGUUGUAUUGUACUACUUUGAGUUAAUUGCAUACAGUGCAGGUUACAAUGAUCAUCUGGGAAACUGCACAAUUAUCUACUGGUUAAAAUAGGCUUCGAUCCCAGUGGUGGGAUCUGUUUGGUGGAGGGAUUAUGUUCUUGCUUUGUCUUUGAGAUUCUCAUUAGGAUUUUAAAUCGCCUAUUUUUUUCUCAAUCUUCAGAUGUUUUCUAUAUAAAGCAUGUUUCAGACCAUGGAGAAAAUAAGCCAUAUAUGUAAAUCUUCCACUGAUAAUGUGGUAACCAGCGUACCAUGACUGAGCGCUGAUGUUUUCCUUCAGAAGGAAGUUGAGCAGCAGUUAAAUGAAGCCCUCCACCGUUCCCUCAGCAACAUCAGGUUCAUCGGAGAGCUGUUUAAGCUGAACGUGUUGAAGGAGCAGAUCAUGCACACCUGCAUCGUCAAGCUGCUGAAGAACCACGAUGAGGAGAGUCUCGAGUGUCUCUGCAGACUCCUGUCCACCAUCGGCAAGAACCUGGACCUCAAGCAGGCAAAGCCCUGUAUGGACCAGUACUUCCACCAAAUGGAAACAAUAAUAAAAGAGAAACAUCAAGGAUCCGCUUCAUGCUGCAGGACAUGUUGGACCUGAGAAGAAAUAACUGGGUUCUCUGGCGAGGUGACCAGGGCCCUAAAACCAUCAAGCAGAUCCAUAAAAAGGCAGAACUGGAGGAAUAUAGAGAGCAGAUUAAAGUGCAGCAGCUGCUUCAGUCCAUGAAAGACCUGAGUCGAGGAAGACGAAGAGAAAUGAAUCAGCCUCAGGACGAGGGCUGGAACACGGUACCCAUCAGCACCCAGAAACUGCCCAAUCUGCUUCUUGCCCCUGGAGGAAAGGGAUCAUGGGGCAGUUGUGGUAAAGGGAGCAGCAGUGGACCUGGAGCCAAAACCAGCACUAAACAAGAUGCAGGAUGGCCGGCCAUGUGCAAUCUGAACCCAUUCUCAGCUCUUCAGCAGUCAGGCCCUUCAUCCACGUCCUCCUCAUCCUCACUGGACUCUAAGCACAGAGAUCCCCAGGACCGAGACCGAGGGCUGGACAGGAAAGAAAAUGGCCAUUAUGAUGACCACAGGACAUGCUCACCUCUAUCUUCACAAAUAUGAUGUUGAAUUCUUGUAAGAAGAAAUCGUAUGUUGCUGAGGAGGCAGAGCAAGAAUCUGAAUAUUAAAGACUUUCUUCCUUUCUACAACUUAAAACAAAUCCUGCAGGUCAGGCCACAGGCCAUGGGUGUGCAGGUGGAGGGAUGGGGUCAGGGUUUUCUGCCAUCAUAGUCUACAGUAUUUCACUCUGUGACACUGCAGUUUUAAUGCUCUACUGAACCGUUUACACUCACUGCAUUUAAUGAAAUCAAAAACGAUUCAUUCAACAAUAAUGCACGCUGUAUCUCGGUUUGCUGUGCUGUAAUUAGACAAUUUAUUUUUCUUUAUUUUAUUUAUUUUUCUUUUUUUAAAUAAAAGUAAGGAGAGAUGUGGGAUAAUGUAGAGGAGUAGAAAUUAUAAUGUUACUUCAAAAUGUAGUGGAGUGAAAGUAAAGUUUCUCAGACUCAAAAAUUUGAGUAAAGGACAGAUCCUGGAAAAAGAUACUUACCCACCACUGGUUUAUACAUAAUGUGACAAUAUUAACUACAGUAUAUUUUCAUUUAACAAAAACUCAGAGAAGCUUUUAAAAUCAUAUAUUAUAUUUAUCCAGAGCAACUUGUUUAUCUCCAUUAUACAAAUGAGGGGCAAGAGCCUUACUCAGGGGCCCAGCACUAGCAGCAUGGUGUCCUGGGAUUUAAACUCACAACCUUACAAGCAGUAGUCCAACACCUGAUAAUUUGCUUCUAGCCUUUUGUUGAUUCUCCCCCUCCCACUAAUUAUUUUCAACGAGUAUAAUGAAUUCAAUUCAGGGAGUAUAACACGUUUGUCUGGAAGCUCUUACUCUACACUGCUCCUUGCCAUGAAGCCAAACUGGAAGACAAUGUUCCAGACACAGAGUUAUGUAAUAAACACUGGUGAUGUUUGAAUGCUACUGAAGCUCUUAAUAAUGUUAAUAAAGUG
Molecule: messenger RNA, 2845 nt
Organism: Hemibagrus wyckioides
Lineage: Eukaryota; Metazoa; Chordata; Actinopteri; Siluriformes; Bagridae
Product: eukaryotic translation initiation factor 4 gamma 1-like
Exons: 6
Coding region: 1379-1909 (176 amino acids)
Cellular component (GO): eukaryotic translation initiation factor 4F complex
Molecular function (GO): translation initiation factor activity; mRNA binding
Source: RefSeq, a predicted model, not a curated record